Molecule: messenger RNA, 2877 nt
Organism: Thalassophryne amazonica
Lineage: Eukaryota; Metazoa; Chordata; Actinopteri; Batrachoidiformes; Batrachoididae
Gene: yrk
Product: Yes-related kinase
Exons: 13
Coding region: 161-1771 (536 amino acids)
Biological process (GO): cell differentiation; protein phosphorylation; cell surface receptor protein tyrosine kinase signaling pathway
Cellular component (GO): extrinsic component of cytoplasmic side of plasma membrane
Molecular function (GO): non-membrane spanning protein tyrosine kinase activity; signaling receptor binding; ATP binding
Source: RefSeq, a predicted model, not a curated record
GCACUCACACCACGCGCGGCGCAGCAGCUCUCUCGUGCGCUUCGCCCGGUUUUUUUAGUCGGACACCGACUGACUUUAGAAACGUUCCAAGGAAUUCCGUGGCGAUGGUGAUUGACAGAUGAUCUGACAGAGGAAGACGUCAGAGACCCUUUCAGUUAUUAUGGGGUGUGCCUGGUGCAAGCAGAAGAAAACCACCAAAGCAGCAGCAGCAUCAGCAGCCGCAGUAGAUAAUACUGAUCUGUCUCCUAGCAACAUAGAUGCAGGGUUGUCCACAGUCUUGCCUCAGGGCCAUUACUGUCCUGACCCCACUCAGGCCAUCCCGGAUUUCAACAAGGGCUUCUCAUCCAGCACCAUCUUCUCCAACAGCAACACAAACCAGCGGCCUGGAGGAAUAACAGGCGGCGGCGUCACACUCUUCAUCGCGCUGUACGACUAUGACGCUCGCACUGAAGAUGACCUCACUUUCCAGAAAGGAGAAAAAUUCCAGAUCAUCAACAACUCUGAGGGUGACUGGUGGGAGGCUCGGUCUUUGGACACUGGAAAGUCCGGUUACAUCCCUUCCAACUACGUAGCUCCUGUUGACUCCAUACAGGCUGAGGAGUGGUAUUUUGGGAAGAUGGGGAGGAAGGAUGCGGAGAGACAGCUGCUGGGCCACGGCAACCAAAGAGGAACUUUUCUCAUACGAGAGAGUGAGACCACCAAAGGAGCUUACUCUCUGUCCAUCCGUGACUGGGAUGACACCAAGGGAGACCACGUCAAGCACUAUAAGAUCCGCAAACUGGACAAUGGCGGAUACUAUAUCACCACAAGGUCACAGUUUGAUACUGUGCAGCAGCUGGUGGAUCACUACACAGAGAGAGCAGCAGGACUGUGCUGUCGUUUGAUUGGAAGCUGUAAGCGGGGCAUGCCUAAGCUGGCUGACUUAUCGGUGAAGACCAAGGAUGUGUGGGAGAUUCCUCGUGAAUCCCUCCAUCUGAUUAAGAAACUGGGGAAUGGCCAGUUUGGGGAAGUCUGGAUGGGCAUGUGGAAUGGCACUACCAAGGUGGCGGUGAAGACUCUGAAGCCAGGAACCAUGUCUCCCGAGGCCUUUCUGGAGGAGGCUCAGAUCAUGAAGAGGCUCCGCCACGACAAGCUGGUGCAGCUCUAUGCCGUGGUGUCUGAAGAGCCCAUCUACAUCAUCACAGAGUUCAUGAGCCAAGGAAGUUUGCUCGACUUCUUAAAAGAUGGCGAGGGGCAGAGUUUGAAGCUGCCUCAGCUCGUGGACAUGGCUGCACAGAUUGCAGCGGGAAUGGCAUACAUCGAGAGGAUGAAUUACAUUCACCGUGACCUGCGAGCAGCAAAUAUCCUUGUUGGUGACAAUUUGGUGUGCAAGAUUGCUGACUUUGGCCUGGCGCGGCUCAUUGAGGACAACGAAUACACAGCCAGACAGGGGGCGAAGUUUCCUAUCAAGUGGACGGCUCCGGAAGCUGCACUAUAUGGACGUUUUACCAUCAAAUCAGACGUGUGGAGCUUUGGUAUUCUUCUAACUGAACUCAUCACUAAAGGACGCGUUCCAUACCCAGGCAUGAACAAUCGCGAGGUGCUGGAGCAAGUGGAGAGGGGCUAUCGAAUGCCUGCUGCCCCCGGCUGCCCGGCCUCGCUCCAUGAACUGAUGCUGCAGUGUUGGAGGCGGGAAGCUGAUGAGAGGCACACCUUCGAGUACCUGCAGUCCUUCUUGGAGGAUUACUUCACAGCCACAGAACCCCAAUACCAGCCUGGAGAAAACCUGUGACCACCGACCUGUCAGAGAGGGCCGACAAAUCAGCACACAAAAAUAUACUCACAUGCACAGACGGGCAUGUUGUAGUACAUUUACAUGCAUUAUAUUUGAUGCACACAAACACACACACACAAUUACACACAUGCUAUCUAUAAAAAAGAAAAAAAGAUGCAUAUCAUUGCCAUGUUUAAUUGUUUAAAGACACUUUGGUGACUGAUCCCUGCAGCCCAUUCAGUACAGAUCGACCACGCUCGACCUUCUCCUCAGGCCUUCCAUUAAUGUUGCUUUACCCUGUAACCAUGACAAUUGAAAGAUGUAGAUGUGGAGUGGAAGGAGUUAGUACAUGAAUUGUUCAACUGCUAUAUAUGUUCAGAUCCUUUGAAUUAUAUAUUUUUUUUCUGUUUUGAGAUGACAGCGAUUCAUUUGAUGUUAACAUGUUGAUACAUAAAAGAUAUCACAUGCAACAGGUUGUGGAACGGUGUUGCUGUGAUGACUGUCUGAAAUGUCUCAUCAAUAAACUCCUGAAACUGUGUGGUAACUGAGCAAAUUAUGUAUGGACAGACAUGCACAUAUUUUAGACUUGAGAAGAUGUGUUGAGGUCAAAUUUUUGUGGUGUUUAAAAUGCUUGAGCUCCUCUCUGAGCCACAGUACAGCUUUAAGAUGUCAGAUUGGAAAGUGCCUUCAAAUUAACCACCAAAUGUGCCUCAGUAUGGUCAAAAUAAAAGAUUUAACUUCAGUAGUGCAUUAGAAAAAUCGAGUGAAGAAUCCUGUUUUUGAUAGAUUUCAUGGCAAAUAUGUAAAAAAUGUGUCUUUAGUUAUCUUAAUUUAACUUUGAUAUCCAGACGUAUCAAAUUAUUUCGCUAACACAUAUACAGUUUUCAUCUGUUGGGAUGGAAGUGUGUCAAGUGUUGUAUAUUAAGGGGAAAGUUAUUGUCAGGAGACUGUGGAAGUUUAAGGUUUUUGUUUUAUGAUAUGAAUGUAAUGUUUAUGUUGAGAUUUCUUCAUCACAGAGCUGCAAUAAAUGUCAUAUCUAUUCCAAACUAACAAAUGUCUUAUUCUGUGUGCAUUUUAACACUGAUGAUGUCGACUCGUCCUAAUAAAAAGCACUAUUAUGCAGA